GGGCCUAGCCUGGGACUACAACUCCCAGGAUGCACCAGGAGCGGACACUGACCAAUCAGGAAGCCCAGUCUCACUUCCUCGGCCCAGCUCACGCUCUCCCCGCUUAACAGCGAGAAAUUGGUGAAGACCUGUCCAGGCUGCCUCAAGUUGCAUCUUCAGCCUGGCCCCAGUGCAGUUCGCAAGGUCUCUCAGCCCGUGGCUCCCAAGAGCCCGCUUUCCUCACAGGCAUGUUGCUCUGAAGUGAGUGAAAUAGGAUAAAUUCCCUUGACUCAGGAAAAGGCAGGCACAAAGAAUUGAUUCCAAGUGUUUUAGCAGUAAAGAAUCCUCCUGCAAGGCAGGAGACCCAGGAGGGCAUGGCAACCCACUCCAGUAUCCUUACCUGGAAAAUCUGAUGGACAGAGGAGCCUGGUGGGAUACAGCACGUAGAGUCACAAAGGUUGGAAAGGACUGAAGCAACUGAGCACCCAGGCACAAGAUGAUUAAGAAUAAUGUUACCGACCAUAAACUAAAUGUGGAAGCCAUAAUUAAAAACAUUAACACAAUUUCUUUGGAGCUAAAAAAAAUGAAUGAACUCACCCAGUUACUGCUUUGUGACCUUACCCUACAUUUCAGUCAUCCCGUGAAGACAGAUGACUUAAAAGGAACAGAAAGAAACAGCCCCCACUUUGAAGAGUCUAAAAUGCCAGAUGUAUCCCUUGCUUCUGAUAGUUUUUUAAUCUGAUUUUUUAUUUAUUUGUUGAAAUUUGUGACUUUUUAUUGUUGAAUUAACCCAUUUAUAGGAGAAUUGAGUUUACUAAUAUAUUCAAUUAAAAAAAUAAAAAAUGUGUUGAAUUGUAAA
Cervus elaphus (red deer) is the source of this 838-nucleotide messenger RNA. RefSeq names its product chromosome 25 C5orf58 homolog (gene C25H5orf58). Bases 476 to 721 code for a protein of 81 amino acids. NCBI's taxonomy places the organism in Eukaryota, Metazoa, Chordata, Mammalia, Artiodactyla, Cervidae. The transcript has 6 exons. The record is from RefSeq and is a predicted model, not a curated record.